Messenger RNA from Rangifer tarandus platyrhynchus (Svalbard reindeer), 2139 nucleotides. NCBI's taxonomy places the organism in Eukaryota, Metazoa, Chordata, Mammalia, Artiodactyla, Cervidae. The record is from the annotation of a GenBank genome assembly.
AUGGAGCCAGUGGCGACCUGGACCCCCAGGAAGGUGGCGGCUUGGCUGAGAGGCCUGGACGAUUCCCUGCAGGGCUACUGCUUUGAGGACUGGGAGCUUCCUGGCAAGUACCUGCUCCAGCUUUGCCCCCGCAGCCUGGAGGCUCUAACCGUGUCCCCUCUGGGCCACCAGGAGAUCAUCCUGGAAGGGGUGGAACAGCUCCGGGCCCUGAGCGUGGGGCUACAGUCAGAGAACCUGCGGAGCCUGACAGAGGGGCUGCUGGAGGGAACCCGGGCAUUCCAGAGCUUGGUCCGAGGUCGCUUGGGAGGCUGUGCAGAGCCCCCUACAGAUGUCCUUGGUGCGGCCGUGCAGCUGGUACACGAGGCCCGUUCCCUCCUCUUCUGGCUCAACAGGUACCUCUUCUCCCACUUAAAUGACUUCUCAUCUUGCCAGGCGAUUGGGGAAUUAUGCGGGGAGCUGGGCCAGGCCUUGCAGGAGGACUGUCCAGCGGCCGAGAAGGAAAGCAAAGUCCUGAGGAUUAGCAGCCACGUGGCCGGGAUCUGCUGCAACAUCCUGAGCUGCUGCCCGGAGGAGCUGCUGGAGCAGAAGGCUGUGCUAAAGCGAGUGCCGCUGGACGAUCCUUUGGGCCUGGAAAUCCACACCACCAGCAGCUGCCUGCACUUUGUGUCUCGAGUGGGCGCCCAGGUCCCCACCGACCCCCAGCUGCAGGUCCUGCCUGGAGACGAGAUUGUCCAGGUCAACGAGCAGGUGGUGGUGGGCUGGCCUCACAAAAACGUAGCGAGGGAGCUGCUGCGGGAGCCAGACAGGGUCAGUUUAGUGCUGAAGAAGGUCCCGGUGCCGGAGACCCCACAACAGGCCCCUCCUCGGCCCCUGGACCCACCACGCCCAGUCAGCCCAUCACCGGUUCUGGCCUCCGUGUCUCCCAGGACCCCCUCUAAAGACAUCUUUGACUUCGACCUGUCUUCAGACCCAAGCCCUGGACCCAGCUCUCCUGCCUGGACAGACUCAACCUCCCUUGGCCCCGAGCCCCUGCCCAGCCCCCCUGCAACCCCAGCCACACACCCGGCAGAGGUGGCAGACACUCCAGAGCCCCCAGAACACCCUGAUAGGAGUCCUGUCCCUGGCUGCAGGAAAUCAAAAGGCGUGGCGACGCGUCGGCGGGUGUCGUGUCGGGAGCUGGGCCUGCCCGACUGUGAUGGCUGGCUCUUGCUCCGCAAGGUGCCCGGGGGCUUUAUGGGCCCGCGCUGGCGCCGCUGCUGGUUUGUGCUCAAGGGACACACACUCUACUGGUACCGCCAGCCCCAGGAUGAGAAGGCCGAGGGCCUCAUCAAUGUCUCCAACUACAGUCUGGAAAGUGGACAAGAUCAAAAGAAAAAAUAUGUGUUCCAGCUCACCCACAACGUGUACAAACCCUUCAUCUUUGCUGCUGAUACCCUGACGGAUCUGAGUAUGUGGGUGCGUCAUCUCAUUACCUGCAUUUCCAAGUACCAGUCUCCAGGCCGGGCCUCCCUGCCCCAAGAGGAAGACUGCUACAGCGAGACGGAAGCCGAAGAUCCUGACGACGAGGCUGGAUCCUGCUCAGCCUCACCCAGCCCGGCCCAAGCUAGGAGUUCGCUCCAUGGAGAUCCAUCACCUGCAGCCACCCCGCAGGGCAGCCCGCAGACCUCCUUCAGUCCGGCGGCGACAGACAGCAGCGAAGGGGCCCUCGAAAGAAUGGUCCGGGGGCUGAGGCUGGGUGGCGUGUCCCUGCUGGGCCAGCAGCAGCCCCUCACUCAGGAGCAAUGGCGAAGCUCUUUCAUGCGGCGCAACCGAGACCCGCAGCUCAAUGAGCGAGUGCACCGUGUGCGCGCACUGCAGAGCACGCUCAAGGCAAAGCUGCAGGAGCUGCAGGCUCUGGAGGAAGUGCUGGGCGACCCCGAGCUCACGGGAGAGAAAUUCCGCCGGUGGAAGGAGCAGAACCAGGAGCUCUACUCGGAGGGCCUGGGGGCCUGGGGAGGGGGGCAGGCCGAGGGCGGCUCCCAAGUCCUGAAUUCUGACCCCAAGGAACAGUCUUCCCACCCGCCACCCUCUGACCCCGAGGAGCACGCCCCUCUCUGCCCCCUGACUCCAGAGAGUGACCCCCGACCUCCUGACCUCUAA